Molecule: messenger RNA, 159 nt
Organism: Paramecium octaurelia
Lineage: Eukaryota; Ciliophora; Oligohymenophorea; Peniculida; Parameciidae
Source: the annotation of a GenBank genome assembly
GAAAUUCGAGCUAAACUAUGGGAAAUACUACUAGGUCAACAAACCCAAAAAUAAACCAGAAGAGCUCAAUAUGUGACCUAUUCUCAAAUAUCAAGAUUUAAUAAUUAACAGGGAUAAUCUAUCCAGGUAAAAAAGGGAAAACUUCAGAACUUAGAUGAG